AUGGUGAACGCUCAAGUGUUGAAGGAUCACGCGUCCAAGUAUAAACUUGGACGAGACAAUGCCGCUGAAUAUUUCCGACAACUUUUCACCAAACAUCCCGAGCUCGCGAAAUACUACGAUGCCGAGGAUCUCGACCCCGACAGUUUGCACAAAUCGCAAAAGUUCAUGAUGCAAGGAAUGCAAGAAAUGCAAAUCUUCUUCCGAUUGCCGGACGCGAUCGAUGACGAGAAGAAAUUGCGCUCGUGUUUGGGUGAUUUCAAGAAUAUCUAUGAGGAUAACAGCUUCCCGAUUGCUGAGUGGGGAAAAACGAUCGACGGUUUCCUGGCGGCAAUGGAGAAAUGCGCGGGUGGAGUGUCGGCCGAUCAAAAGAAAAAUUGGGAAGAAGUGUGGAAGAAAUCGAUGGAGGAAAUGAAGAAAUGGGGAUGGUUUAAA
Messenger RNA from Mesorhabditis belari, 432 nucleotides. The record is from the annotation of a GenBank genome assembly. NCBI's taxonomy places the organism in Eukaryota, Metazoa, Nematoda, Chromadorea, Rhabditida, Rhabditidae.